AGCCCCCGCGCCCGGGCUCGCGCCUGAAAGGUCACCGACUGUACUGACUGGAAGCUUUUCUCCUUCCGCUUCAGAGCGUGUCAGGCAGGCCGGGCUAAUGGAGCGGUGCGCCUGCGUAGAGAGGGAGGUGGACAAAGUGCUGCAGAAGUUCCUGUGCUACGGCCAGCAUUGUGAGCGAGGCCUGGAAGAGCUGCUGCGCUACGUCAGCCAGCUAAGGGAGGAGCUGGGCGCUGCAGCCUUGCAGCGAGCACCUCUUUCUGCUACACUCUCCCUUGUUAUGUCUCAGUGCUGUAAGAAGAUCAAGGACACUGUUCAGAAUUUAGCUUCAGAUCACAAAGAUAUUCACAGCAGUAUCUCCCGCGUCGGCAAAGCCAUAGACAGAAAUUUUGAUGCUGAUUUGUGUGGCAUUGUCCCUGCCCUGGUCUGGGAAACCCAGGAGAAACAGAUCCUGGUAUUGGCAAUUAUAGAACAUCUCUAUCAACAAGGAAUGUUGGGAGUGGCUGAAGAACUGUGUCAGGAGUCAACUGUGAAUGUAGAUGUAGACUUCAAAAAACCAUUUCUGGAACUGAACAGCAUUUUGGAAGCCCUGCACAAACAAGACCUAGGACCUGCUCUGAGCUGGGCAGUCUUCCACAGGCAGCAGUUGGCUGAUCUGAACAGUACUCUGGAGUUUCAGCUGCAUCGACUCCAUUUCAUCAGGCUUCUUUCUGGCGGCCCCGGCAAGGAGUUGGAGGCUCUGAGCUACGCACGUCACUUUCAACCCUUUGCCCACCUACACAAGCAAGAGAUCCAAGUGAUGAUGGGCAGUCUGGUAUACCUACGCUUAGGCCUUCAGAAUUCUCCAUAUAGGCAUCUACUGGAUGAAAGUCAUUGGACAGAGAUUUGUGAGUCUUUCACUCGUGAUGCAUGUGCCUUGCUGGGUCUCUCAGUGGAGUCACCUCUCAGUGUCAGUUUUGCCGCAGGGUGUGUAGCAUUGCCAGUUCUGAUGAACAUCAAGGCUGUGAUUGAGCAGAGACAAUGCACAGGUGUCUGGAGCCACAAGGAUGAGCUGCCCAUUGAAGUUGAGCUAGGGAUGAAAUGCUGGUAUCAUUCAGUCUUUGCAUGUCCCAUCCUGCGCCAACAGACCACAGAUUCCAAUCCACCCAUCAAGUUGAUUUGUGGACAUGUUAUUUCUCGAGAUGCUCUCAACAAGCUUAUCAAUGGAGGGAAACUGAAGUGUCCAUAUUGCCCCAUGGAACAAAACCCAGCUGAUGGAAAACGCCUCAUCUUUUGAUAAUGGCAAGAUUUGUUAUGAAAUAGGCUCUUCAAAUACAGUUGUGUGCAAGCAGAACUCUGUAAUAUCCUGCUUAAUAUAACAACUGCUAAACAAUGGAAGCCGAUUAGUUUAGUGGACCAGACAAAAACUUCCCAGGAUGAGGCAAUGCAAUAUCCACACAUAUACUCCAUGUCUGCCUGUUUUAGGCUUCAUCCUGGCAGUUUCAACAGGCACUUCUCCUGUUGUUGAGUUUAUCUUGUCCCUAUUCACAAUUCUGUUUCUUGUUGGAUUGUAUCACAAGCGCUCUAUGUGGAGCUGCUAUCCCCACUUUUAAUGCUUACAGAUUACCA
Molecule: messenger RNA, 1605 nt
Organism: Protobothrops mucrosquamatus (brown spotted pit viper)
Lineage: Eukaryota; Metazoa; Chordata; Lepidosauria; Squamata; Viperidae
Gene: RMND5B
Product: required for meiotic nuclear division 5 homolog B
Exons: 9
Coding region: 98-1273 (391 amino acids)
Biological process (GO): proteasome-mediated ubiquitin-dependent protein catabolic process
Cellular component (GO): nucleus; cytoplasm; GID complex
Molecular function (GO): protein binding; ubiquitin protein ligase activity
Source: RefSeq, a predicted model, not a curated record